CGACGUGACGUACCACCGUAGUCAUUCGUCCCCUGUCUCGCUCGGGUCGCACCUUUCUCCGUUAACCUCUUCCUCGUUCUGGCUGGUUCGUUCGCUGCCGAACCCCCAACAAUCCCGCAGCCACCGUCGUCAGCGGGGCUGUCGGAGGAGGGACAGUCUGAUUUACCCGUCGAAGGGAGCUCGUGCACCGUCACCCGGUGACCUAACCGCAGAGAGACAAACGAGAAAAGAAAACCUAAAACAGACCGAGAGAAAAGCGAUUGGCUCCUCGCGUGGUGCCAAAUUCAGGCGGCGGCGGUCUCGUUGCGAUUACAUCCACCUGGAGAGUCCUCCCGGCCCCUCUCCCCCCUCCAACCCGCCGCGGCCUGUCAUGUGAGUAAACCGUCGCGCGUUUUCGGACGUGUUAUGGCGUGGAAGUGCUGGCGAAACAUCGCAGUGCCGUCGUUCUCGUCCCACGUAACCAGGAUAUACCAGCAGCCGAUCGACGACCAGCUGUUGUGAGCCUCCUCCGCUGCUGGAAACAUGAAGAUACCACCCCUGUCAUGACCCAGUAUCACGGAGACGCGUGUGGAUGAGGGUAAACCAUCUCAACGAGAGGGAUGUCUGAAAGCGAGGGAGAGCACGUAGCUCGGUCGGUGGCCUUGGAGCAAGCCUACGUCCACGAGGUUUACGAGCAAUGCGCCGAAAAGACUGUCCAAAGCAGACACUGGCCACGGAUCUAUCAAUUCCUCGAGGAACUGGAGCCCGGGGCCCUAGUAUGCGACAUCGGUUGUGGCAACGGGAAGUAUCUGAGCGUUAAUCACAGCAUCUUUAAGGUGGGAGUGGACCGGUGCAAGCGUUUCACGGAUAUCGCGCGUGAGAAGGAAAAUGAGGUGUUGAUCUGCGACAAUUUGGCCCUGCCGUUUCGAGAUGAGAGCUUCGACGCGGUCCUCUCGAUCGCGGUGGUGCAUCAUUUCGCUACCACGGAGAGGAGGGUGCACGCGCUGAAAGAGCUCGCCCGGGUGCUGCGGAUCGGCGGCCGAUUGGUCAUCUCCGUAUGGGCUAUGGAACAAAGGCAUAGGAAGUUCCAGUCCCAGGAUGUCUUAGUCCCAUGGCCCAAAGCCUACUGUUCCAACUCGUCGAAGAGAUCGAAAUAUUCGGGCACGUUGAACGUCAGCGACGUGCAUGCCGCUCGGAACGCUCAAAACAGGGACAGCCAACGAAAAUGCAAGAGCAAAGGCUAUUGGAUCGACCCGAUAUUCAGCCCAUCGCCGUCGACCAGCAGCCUGUCCAGCCCGAACGAGACCUGCUACAGUUUUUUCCGUCGCGCUUUGCAGAAACUGGCUGGCGGCAGGCGUGGAUCCGGGAACCGGCCUUGGUUCCUCGAGAGCUGGCAGAACGGCGGCGGUAAGAACCGGAAGGACUACGAGCAGGAGGAGCCGCCGGACGUGGACGAGCUGCCAAUCGAGUUGCGUCGUGUGGAGGACGUGAACGUGAACCUGAACAAGCACACAGACUCGUUGAGCAUAAAAUCGAAGAGCCUCGGUGACAUCCUGGAGAUCCAGCGACUGGAGGAUCUGGUGAGGUCCAGAUCCAGCAUCCCGGGUUUAUGCUCCAUAUUAACGUCGGAUCUGAAUCUGGACGGUGAGUCUCGGACCUCGUCGUCGAUGAGCGGAUCGAAGCCACGGCUGGUCAAGCAGAAGUCUCAUCUCGAAGACGUCGCCGGUUUGGAAAAUCCUGUUAACACUGCCAUUCGAGAACUAAAUAAGGACAUUCCAGACUCUAAGGUAACACCCAGUCAUCACUCGAAGCGAGGAAGUAUCCUGAAGCAGAGCUCAAUGAACGAGGAGCUGAUGUCCACGGAUCGUUUAGAGGAGAAGGAGCGGGUCCGCCGGAACAUCAUGAAGCAGGCGUCUCUGAACGAGGACCUGAUCUACAAAGGGACCACGUUCGAGGCUCUGCGCGAGUCGUUGUACUCGGGAAACGCGUCGAAGCGGCUUCAGCGGUUCACGGAUAAGAUCAAACAGUCGACGAAUAUCGAGGUCUCGGGGAUGUCGAUCAAGAACGGUUUCGUGAAGAUCCUGCAGGGCUGGAAGUCGAGCGAGAGCGAGGCAACGCCAGCGGCCGACGCGCAGGACGAGUCCAAAGCGAAAGCCAGCGACAAGGUCGAGCCCGCCGCGACCGUCACCAGGGAAGUGGAGGGUAUCGAGAGACGCUUGUCCAGAGAGGACGGUUCGGACUCGUCCAAGGACAACAGUUUGCAGAGCGACACCAGUGUCGACUCCGAAGACAGCAUCGGGUCCGUGAUCUACGUGCCAAAGCAGGACGUCCCGCCCGCGGUGGACGUUCUGCCGGCUACCACCGGUCAUCAUCACCUGACCAGCACCUCGGCGCCUCCUUCUCCCCGCGUCAAACAUCCGCCGGACAUCUCCAAUUCCAUACUCAAGCUCAUCUCCAUAUCUCCGCUGCUCAAACAGUUUCCGGCGACCAGCAAAUCUCUGCCCCCACCUAGUCCGCCCGGGCUGUCACCUAGAACUUUGAAUCCAGUGUUCACGAGACCGUUCUUCGCUCCCCCUCCGACCCAGCAACCUCUGAACGGCGAGAAAACGCUUGCCUCGAACAAAUCGGACAACGUCGACGUCGGUCAACAGCCGGCCAGUCCGGUUCCAGAGGCUGAGAAGAAGCCCGAGAAGACCGAAGUCCGUAGGAGCAGCGUUUUCGAAACCAAGAAACCCUCUUUACAAACCAUACGCGCGUUCAGGUCCAUGUCCGAGACUGUAGACCUUGACGAACCAAAGACCAUAGAGGACACCGCUCCGUUGAUAUCCAACGCGGUGGAGACGAAGGUGACGCCUUGUCCAGAGAAAGAAAACGUGAUUGUUAAAGAGGACGAGAGUCGUAAGGUCAUGUUGAAUCAGAUCAAGGAGCUGUUGAAGCAGAAGUCGGGCUUCGCGACUAGAACUAAACCCUCUUUCCCAUUAGUUAGGCGAGCCUCGUCGACGGCCAGCGGUCGUUUGGAAGCUGUCACCAAGGUUCUGCCUCGGCUGCUGUCGCUGGAGCUGUUUAACCCCGAGACCGACGAUCUCGACAGCGACUCCAGCGGUGUGUCGUCGCCGGAGUCCGUGGGCUCGGUGAUCAGCGUGAUCUCGGACGAGAGGUACGCUAAAAAAGACAACAACAAGUCCGAAUGCACGGAGUCCGAGGUUCUAGACAGCUCGGCGGAGAACGUUUCCGAUCCAAGCGACACCACCAACGAGGAAUCUUCGGGAUACGUGGCUGACUCGAAAGAGGAAGAGGUUCGAACCGUGACAGACUCCUCGUCGCAAUGCUCCAGACUGUUGAAAGCGGCAGCUAACGUGGCCAGCUCCUUGGAGGACACGGUGGAGGCUGCGAUACAGAAAACGCACACCCGAGUCGGCUCUCAAGCACAACGCAACACAGAGACGUCUAUCAACACCGAGAACAAGAUUAGAACCGAGGCUGCCUUGAGCGAUCAGUUGCCAGAGGUGGAGGACACCUGGAGCGAGGAGUGCCGGAAACAUUUGAUAGACUUCACGGAGAGGCUGAACGGAAACCUGAUGCGAUCAGACCAGAAUCGCGAAGCGUCCGAAGUCAAAGAAGAUACGAGCCUUGGUCAGGUCUUGGAGAAGAAGGGGAAUAAGUCUGAGCAGGUACCGAUACUAUCUUCGGAGAUCUCGAAGUCUACCAAGUCCUCUAAAUACAACGACUUGUCCGACACGAUCGCUUGGCUGAGCAACGCGAACAACGGUUUCCCCGAGAACGCCGAGAACAACGUGGACGCCAACAACAGCGGCGUCGACAUGCACAGGAGCACGUCCGACGACAUUAUGGACUUUGUGAUGGUGUCGAACACCGGGGAGUUUAUCGGCGAGAAGGAGAACUCCGAGAAGAACUCCGCGAAGCCUUACGUGAGGUCAGCGAACUCUAUAGAGUCUAGCGACAUAGGUGAGUCCAUCGACAAUACCAUUAGCCUGAGCGACGGGAGUCACGCGGACUCAACCGGAAGACUGUGCAGCAGCAUGGUCUCCCUGUUGUCCAACAACGCGGAGUACCCGAAGUCGUACGCGGAGAAAAGGAGACUGCAGAUCCAGAGACGCUCGGCAUCCGAGGAGACCCCGCCUAGGUACCCCGACAACAGCAAACGCAGCACGGACUGUCUGGUCACCAGCACUGGGAGCAACGCCACUCUGAGCGCCUCGUCGUCCCAGGAGUCCCUGCCGUCCGACCGAGGCGGCGGCGCCAUAACUUAUCAUCAGUACUAUCACGUGUUCAGGGAAGGCGAGCUGGACCAAUUGAUCAACAAGUACGUGGAGAACCUGCACAUCAUCUCGUCCUACUACGACCACGCGAGCUGGUGCAUCGUCGCGGAGAAGGUGCAGGUCUGGACUAUAUGACUCGAGGCCCGUGCUCGAGUCGCACAUUCUAGUCUCCACGCCAGGCGGAUCACUUAUCGGGGAUCUUAAUCAGCUUGCGACGCCUCGGGGCUUUUACUUUCGUGUGGUACUGACCGACUUCUUUGCGUUUAGAAAACUGUAUGUGCGACGGCAACCGUCUCUUCACGAGCAUCGUUCCACGGAGUCCUUGUGCUCGGAUUUAUCUUCAAACGUUCUGGCUGAGAUUGAUUAACUGUCAGAGAGACUCUGCCAGGAGCAUAGUCAAACACCGAAACCGACUUCACGUCGUCGUAUGCCGGGUUGCCUGUCCCCAGGCGACAUCGUUCUCCAUAUUCUUUUAAUUCGACAAACCGAGCUUUCGUCUCUUAAAUGUUAGCUUACCGAAUCCCAGAAUCGUUUAACGAUAUACGUACUCGACUUUCUAGAUGCAACGAAAUUGGCCAUCUCGAACUUGCUGUUCACGAAGUACCACACGAUCCAAAGAGCAUUUCGUCGCGCGAGUAUCCAACAUUUCUAGCAUAAACUCUUGUAUCCACGACGUGUUGCGCAUGUCGACGAAUUCUGUUGAGUUGCAAAUACAAAAUAUAUCAUGUACCAUUCGCUAUGUACCAAAAAAACAGGGGGUGGGGUGGGGGCGGUGGACGACGCGCGGAGUUAGAGCCAAAGGUGGGAAACCAAAAGCAGCGAGAUUAGAGAUUAACGAAUAAGGGGGCGGCGUGUAAAUAUGUAAAAUAACAAGAAAACGUUUCCGACGUAAGCGCACAGAUCGGUAAACGAAGGUAUUCAGCAGUAAGCGACACUAAUAGAAUAGCGAUUUGUAUCAUUCGUCUAAGCGCUUGACCAAAAGAUGUUUCUCGUUUGUUUGUUCGUUUGUUAAAAAUUCGUCUUCGGUUCUCGUCCCCGUUGGAAGUUCGUAAUAUUCUAGACUCGAACCGUGAUAUCGCGUAGCUUUAGUUUAAGCGUUUAGGUCCAUGGUUCCUAAUCUUUUUCAUCGCAGAGAACACCUGUUAUCGAUCGGUCAACUUAUUCUAUUUAAGAUAUCCGUAAAAUGUGCGGGAUGUUCACACGAUUACCAGCCACCGUUCGCUAGGGAAUAUGUGAACACCCGAUAUGAUGUCGGUGAUCGGGUACGAUUCGAGUCGUGUUUUUGCUCAUUUCUUAAAACGUUCGAAUCUCUUGAAUGUUUAGUGUUUUCGCACAGGACAUGCUAAACCUUUAUGCGCAUCGAGGAGGUCCGGGAAUCGGUUAGGAUCGGUCCGCGCGAUCUUCGCGUAACCGUGGAUCGAUGAUAAAAAAAAAAAGAAAAACGAAAACGCAUAGAACGUACAAGAAACUGUCUCUCGUUUUACCGCGAGAGGCCGUGCGUCAAUCUCUCGCUGUUUAAGGAUUGACACGCGCGGCAGCAGCAAACGGCAAUUUUCAUUUAAUCGUGCAAUGUAUAUAAUUAUCGAUUCCCGUUCGGCAACCAUAGAUUACUUCCAGAUGUAAUGAUGCUUCGGUAGCAUUUAUUCGGCCGGGAAACAAUCAAGGGCUUGCGAGUGAAAUGUAUAUCGGAAGCGAGGUCCCACGGUAGCGGAUGUUAUUGCGCUAUUACUAUAGAAGGGUUCGAGGAAACUGCUGCAGGAAUGCCUCGUUUUAACGAAGAGAAUUUGUUUAGCAGAUCUGUCGUUGUGUUAAUUUUUUGAAAAAAUGUUCUAGCAUCGAUUGAGUCGUGCCACCGCAGAACUAUCGCGUGCAUACGAAUCGUUUCUACGUGAAGAUUUGUUAAACGAGGUAUUGCUGUACGCCCACCGAAAUAACAAGAGGAUCUACUUACAUUCGAAAAGGCACUAAAACCGUAGAUGAAAAGUGAAUCUACGUACGACAAACAGAAUCGAAGGUGUAAACAUUUUUGCGCGUAGAGUUAGCUUCUGAAAAAUAACAACGGUAAAAAGUGGGUAAAUAGCUGUGGGAUUAGCGCCUUAGCGACCUUGGACGACCAAUUAAAUUUCUUAUCAAGUAGCUCCGUGGUUCACACACGCUACGCGAAGAUCCUCUUAUCAUUUUGGCUGAAAAUAUUUGCGCUCUGUCGGUGCAAAAUGUUUAUCGGAAAUGUAAAAAAAACGCAAGACCUCUACUAUAUCAUAAUUCGACGUACAGUUCGAUGAGACGAGUCAGCCUCGAGUUAGAAUUCGAUGAACACAGUGAAGUAGAACGAUCAGAGGCGCGGCACUCUCGCAAAAUUCGAAACCUAAUAACGCGAAGGACCAAAGUAAAAAAAAAAAGAAAAAAAUAGACUGCGUCUCCGACUUCAUUGGCGUUUUACAAAAAAAAAAAAAGAAAAACGUGCUUACGUAAAACAACAAAAGAUGCGAGGAUGCACAGCGGGAUCAUCAAGUGUUCGGAAUUGUUGUAAUAUCGCAAUAACUUCAAGAAAAAUCACUCGACGAGCGUUAUACCACAGAUAGCAGGAGAACAACGUUAACAAAUCUCUCCGUAAGCUUAUCGUUGACAAGGGGAGUCGAGAGGAGGUUCCUUCGUUUUCGAGAAUCCGAAAUAUUCAAAUACGAAAACAUUCUUUCGGCGAAGAUUGUUGGAUAUUCAUCUCGUAAAUGUUAGUUCACAGUAAACGAUUAAACGGGGCGUAAUGAAAAGGGUUGAAACGAAGGACUGUAAAUCUAUACGCAUUAAACGGUACUGACUGCGAGAUAAAACCUAAUUAAAAGAUGCAAAAAUACAUAUAUAUACAUACAUAUAUAUAUAGAUCGCGAAGUUGUUGACACAAAAUAUCAAAUCAAUUUACAAAAAAGCGUUUUUCGUAGAUGUCAUAAUAGUGAGAAACGAUCGCGCGCACGUGUACGCGAAAAGGGAUUAAAUAAGUCUCCAAAGUAAACUUUAACGGAUCCAGUGAUAUUAUACUUCAUAUGUUAUGAACGAGCGUACUUUGCUACACUUUUUUUGUAAAUAUCUUACUGAGAAUACAAAAAUCUACAUACAUAUAUACAUCUACGUGUAUACAUACAUACAUACAUACAAGUAUCGGCAAUCUAUCACGAUUUCGUGAGAACGUUCGAAGGGUUGCGAUCGGUUCAGGAGGGGGGGUAGGGGUUGCUUGAUUCCAAUUCCAACGAACUAUCGGAUGAUCUGAAUAAAUUGAAUAAAUCUGAACAAAUUGAACUGAACGCAACUCGACGGAAAUAUCAGUUAGUUUCUGCUGCGGGGAACUAACAUUUUAUGGAAACGGCGUCACCGGAGGAGAAACGGGCGAAUGCACAACCAACAAACCAUUCGAUAGGUGGAGAGAAUUCGUCGCAACUUUGAAUCUAGAGCCUAAAUAUCGUUUAUUGCUCAUCCGUACGUUUACGAACGUCUCCACGAUCCAUACGCUGAUUUACGAACAGUCCUUUGACGCGUUCUUUUUUGUUCUUCUUGGUCGAUAUACCAUAAGGGUGCGUGCCUCGCUCGCGAGAGAGGUUUCUAUAAGGGUUAUACGUAUACAAUGCGCACGAUUCGCGUGUAACUCGCAGGAUCGAUUUGUAUAAAGCGAAAACGAGUGAAGCGGACGCGGGAGGAAAAUACGUACGCGGCUAUCACCGUCAGAAGCAAAAACUUAUUGUAAUAGUAUUAGGGGGACCGGAAAGUAAUGUCGUUUCUGCGCAUAUUUAUCUGUUUGAAUUUCAUGUAAACGAACGACAUAACUUUCCGGUCCACCUAAUGUAUCAUAGCGAUCAGGUAUGCGCGAAUACUAUAACUAAUUGAAAAAUUGAACAACAAUCUCGAUGCGUUUGUACAGCGAAUUUUUGUUCUACGACUUGAUUCCUCGGUUUCACCGUUGCAGGGCACUUAAUAUGUCGGUAUAAUAAUAGUCUUCCUCUCGAUACGUUGCGUUUAACUUUGAGCAUGUAGCAGCAACAACAGCAGCUCGAUAGUGAAGAUUUUGUUAGUCGAUGUCGAAAUAACAUUCGCGCAUGCCUACACAUACCGUAGGACGUACCGACGUAAGAUUCCCCUAAUCGUACUUAAACUCCGCCACCAGCAACAACAUAAAGAAACGAACAAAAAAGAAUACGAAUAAAACUGUGUCGGAUCUUUAAAACGCUGCGUACCUAGCGAUGGCUGUGUUCGACAAUGCUUACAUGUGUGUAUAUGUUAUGUUAUGUGCGUGGCGAGUGUGUACAUAUAUACAUAUACACAUGUAUACAGGUGCAUAUAUGUGUACGUAUCACGUAAAGGAGGAAAGGAACACACGCGCGCGUACAAAAGCGUACAUAAAUUGCACAGAUACACACCGUGUAUAAGGUCUAAUAAUCCCACACUCUUAUAUAGCGAGUAUUUAAGAUGAAAAAAAAAACAAACAAUUGUCCUUCGCGCAUAUUUAUUCCCUUUCCAUCCGAACGAGGAGCGUUAAUAAUUAACCGCGAUUAAUAAUAACAACACGAGGUUCAGUGUUUGCGUACUACUUUCUAUUAUAUCGUAGCAUAUCGCGUGUCGUAGCAGGUGCGUCGGAAUCGUUCUGAAAAUUUUUCGAGAGAGAAACGAUCGAGAGAGAGAGAGAGAGCGAAUUUCUUUCAAAUUCAAAUUACUUCCCGCAUUUAUUCGGAAUCGUUAACCAUUAUAAUUAAGGUCGCAAAAGUUUUCAGAGCGAUUCCGCUGUGUAAGCGUAAACAAACAAAAAAAUAUGGUUCUAUCCAAGGAGGACGAUUAUCGUAGGAAAUGGUGCUAACACUUUACGAACGAUCAGCGAUUUUGGGUGCCACUGGUAGAACACACAGUUUUGUGAACGUACUCGAAGAAGCAGGUUUUAAUUCCUUCGUUACAGUCAGUUUUCGUUCGACUGCACAAUAUCAGGGUAACAAAUUCGAGCGAUUUACAAAACGAACGAGAAAGAGAAAAGACGAGAAAUACAUAUUAGUAAUUACAUCCGUAUAAUCAGUUUACGAACGAUCCUUCAAUUUUUUCGCAUCGACUCAACUACGUGUAUUAUAGCUUGCGAGAAUAGAUCUCUAUCCGGCAAGAUUAUAUAUAUUAUAUUAUAUAAUUAUAAUUAUAUAAUAAUAUAUAUAUUAUAUUAUAUUAUAUUAUAAUAUUAUAUUAUUAUAUUAUAUUAUAUUAUAUAUAGCCGAAAUAUAAUAUAUAUAUAUAUAUUAUAUUUCGGCUCGUGAGGUUUGUUUGAACAAUAAGAGACACACACGGGAGAGAGAGAGAGAGAGAGAGAGAGAGAGAGGAGCCAUCCUCUCUCCGGUGUUACGAAAGAAAAAAAGAAAACUGCAGAUACUUUGUUUUACGUAGUGUUUACUACUACCACCACCGUCUAACAAUUAUUAAUAACAAUUACCUCUAUCCUUAGCGCAUACACACGUACAUACAUACCAUGAAAUUGAAAGAAAAAAACAUUUAAACGAUACUUCGCGCGGCCGGCGAGGCGUUGGACACGCGCGAACUUUCAAACGCGUUUAAUUCUAAGCGGACACGAGUGGGGGCGCUACAAGAUAAAUUAUAUCUCUUCGGUAUAACGAUUCUAGGGCUUGGGGUACGUUCCGCUUGGCCGGGUACCUCGGAGAUGUUUAAAAGAUAUUGACAAUAUAUAUACAUGUGAUUGACAGAAGGUCCCGUCACAGUUUUUGUAAACUACAUCAUGUUUCUAUAGGAUUUACCGGUCGGGGAACGAAGAAAGUACGAGAAAUCGUAAUAAUCACGAUCGUGAUCAAGGUGUGACGCGAUACCGAUUCGAAGAGAACACGAAGGAAGACCUUUUUCUUUUUAAGUACGGCAAGUUUUGAACAUUCGAGAACCGUUUAUCCUUACGUUUAAGAUCUACCGCUUUAAUUGAACAGUUGAAAUUUUAAAUUUCAGUCGCUAACAUUGAAACACCUAAUUCUGAAUUUGAAUCGAAAUUCGAGAUCGUUGGGCAUAUUUAAUUAAUUAUCGCGUACGGUCGGCUUUCCUCGUUCCCCCGCUUUAGUAAUAUUAUCAUCGUACGAGAGAACAAUUUUUCUCCUUCAUUUUCUCUUUCGUUACUUUUUUCUUCCCCCUUUUCUCUCUAUAAUAUAUUCGCGGUCCAGUGAUACUGCAUAGAUAAGUUUGAUUGAAACUUUCCGGAACGAUACCGAAUUAUCAAUUCAGUGCACUUCGAUCGAUUAAUUGAACUCGUUCGUUGUUCAUUUUGAACGUCUAUUUAGGCCAUGUUCGAAACCAGACCAGACUUCUAUUUUAUACCUGUAUUUCACGGUCCGGAUAUUAGAAUGAUUAUCUACUGCGCAUUAUUAUGUAUAUGUACAUUUUCGGUUAAUAGAGAUAAUAUUUCAUAUUUC
This is a messenger RNA of Megalopta genalis, 10684 nucleotides long. It is a transcript of the gene fid, whose product is annotated as class I SAM-dependent methyltransferase fire dancer. Gene Ontology annotation, biological process: tRNA wobble uridine modification; tRNA methylation. Lineage: Eukaryota; Metazoa; Arthropoda; Insecta; Hymenoptera; Halictidae. Gene Ontology annotation, cellular component: nucleus; cytoplasm. The record is from RefSeq and is a predicted model, not a curated record. Gene Ontology annotation, molecular function: tRNA (5-carboxymethyluridine(34)-5-O)-methyltransferase activity; S-adenosylmethionine-dependent methyltransferase activity; tRNA binding.